GCAUUUACAGUAUGGCUGUAAUUAGCUGAAGAAUGAACCUAGUGAUAGCCUGAAAUUCCUGUAAUUUGGUUCUUCAUGCUUGAUUAUAUGAUGCUGUAAUCAGAUCGUUAUCUUGUAUCUAACUUCUUAGAAAUAAGUUUGGUUAUAAAGUGGACAGGUCGUUUUCAUUCUUAAAUCUCACAAAUUCUUUCUUCUUUGUUGGUUGUACACAAGGAAACAAACAAGACUAAGACUAGAGAGGAGUUAUUGGCAGAAGAAAGAGACUACAAAAGACGAAGAAUGUCAUAUCGUGGAAAAAAGGUGAAGCGAACAACUUUGCAGGUUAUGAGGGAUAUUAUAGAGGAGUACAUGGAGGAAAUCAAGCAAGCUGGCGGGAUUGGGUGCUUUGAGAAAGGAAAUGAAGGGGAAGGGAGCUUUCCAUUUGAACUACCAUCAGCUCCUGAAAUCACCACCGAUGCUGAAAAGCCAACAAAAAGCAAUUAUGACACAGCGGGAUGUAGCCCAAGUCGUAGCAGGAAACAGUCUCAUUCUAGUUAUUAUGCUAUUGAUUCUGCAACAUCCAGGGAUGCUUCUGCUAAAGGUAGCGAAAAACCAAGACGGAGUCUUCAGGGACACCAUCACUAUCUAGAAGAUCAUAGAAGUGACGGUAGGGACAGACGUGAUAUGGUGAAACAUUCCAGAAGUCCAGAGAGUCGCAGAAAUCCUGGAUGGUCACACGGACAGACUCGUCAUCACAGGGAACGACAUGAUCUGGAGGUGAGAAAGACCAAGCACCGUGAAAUCAGUCGGUCAUCUUCUAGCAUAUCCAAGUAUCGUGAUAAUAGAUCAUCUUCUCAGUUGAAUUCGGGUGAGAAUUCAAAAGUUAGAAGGGAUAGGUUAUAUGAGAAUCAUAGUUCAAACUCUGUGGUACAAAAUACUUUUGAGGAUAGAUAUGAUCCUUUAAUAUCUCAUGACAUAUAUGAAGAGGAUCUUUCUACUAACAGAAAAUAUGCUAGAGCGGGCAGAUAUUCUGAAAAGGAGAAAAGUCCUGACUACCAUUAGAAAUCUGAGUGCGAAAUGGGUAAGUUAUUCUUUGAUUUCUUC
Molecule: messenger RNA, 1083 nt
Organism: Prunus avium (sweet cherry)
Lineage: Eukaryota; Viridiplantae; Streptophyta; Magnoliopsida; Rosales; Rosaceae
Source: RefSeq, a predicted model, not a curated record